AAUAUAAUGGACUCGGGAGGAGCUAAUACAUUUGUAGUGGAACCAAAAGAUGAAGAAAAGUAAAAAUUGCAUAAAAUUCUUUAGAUUUUAUCCUUCUAAGGUUAGAAAAGUGAUUUAAGAGAUUAUGGAUGACAAAUUAAAAAACGAAACUUAUGAUGUAAACAAUACUCCUAUUCUUGCAGAGGAAUUAGUAAAAAGAAUAAGAAGUAAAGUUAGAGAUUGUAUGAGAAUUGAAUUAAUUAAUAGCCAUCAAAAUGCCUAGAUUCAAAAUAGCAGUAUAAGUAAUUAUAGGGGAAGUCAAAGGAUAAGGAUGUAAAGUUACAUCAAAGAACUUAUGGGAUCCUACAUGGGAUAAUUAUGCAUCAUAUGCUUUUUAAAAUGUAAUUUGAAUUCAAAUAAAUUAAAAAGGAAACAAUUUAUGGUGUGGCAAUAGUCUUUGGGGUCUAUUAUGAAUGAGAU
Messenger RNA from Paramecium sonneborni, 459 nucleotides. Lineage: Eukaryota; Ciliophora; Oligohymenophorea; Peniculida; Parameciidae. The record is from the annotation of a GenBank genome assembly.